Molecule: messenger RNA, 1621 nt
Organism: Selaginella moellendorffii
Lineage: Eukaryota; Viridiplantae; Streptophyta; Lycopodiopsida; Selaginellales; Selaginellaceae
Product: zinc finger CCCH domain-containing protein 32-like
Exons: 3
Coding region: 59-1558 (499 amino acids)
Molecular function (GO): metal ion binding
Source: RefSeq, a predicted model, not a curated record
UUGCCUUUGCUGAUAUUUAGGGUUAGGUUUAGGGCUUGUUUUGCCCAGAUCUGGCGUGAUGGAGGACAAGAAGAACACGGACUGCGUUUACUUCCUCGCGUCGCCGCUCACAUGCAAGAAGGGAAUGCAAUGCGAGUUUAGGCACAGCGAGGUCGCGAGAUUAAAUCCCCGCGACUGUUGGUACUGGCUCUCUGGGAACUGCCUCAAUCCAGACUGCCCGUUUCGUCAUCCCCCGCUGGACGUGUCCGAGGAGGAGAAUCCCAGCUCCAAUUCUCGAGUCCCCUGUUACUUCUACUCUCAAGGAUACUGCGCAAAAGGAGACCAGUGUCCGUUCAUGCACGGCUUUGCUCGUCGCUCCCAACAGGUCCAAACUUUGGCCCAGCAGCAGCAAACUCCAUCCCAGCCUCAAGUUCCUGCUGCCUCUACCGUCACGCAAAACGGGGGCUCCAAGCUCUCGAUCGGCCAGAGAAGCGGCCCGGGCGAGCCUCCACACCAAGUCCAGCUUGAAACUCCGGAAGAACACGAGCAGCAGCACCAGGUGGAGAGCAGCAGCUCGCCGACACAGGACGAAGAGCAGCAGGAGAAAUCCGACAGUGGCGACGGAAAGUCCGAAGAACUCUACAGGCUGCACCACCACGAGUGGCCGAUGGGAGGCAGCUCCCCCGACUUCGACGACGUAGAUCCCGGAGCCCAGCAGGAUUUUUACUCGGACGAUGGAGAUAACUACGACACCGUCCUCGAUCCAGUAAAUGGCUCCUCCUCGCAGCUGCUUGAUCAAAUCCAAAGCCAGCAACACCGUCUCCUCGACUCUGCUUCGUACGACUUUGGAGGCUGCCGCUACGAGCGAGGAGCUUUCCAAAACGGCCCCAGCGCUGGCACACGGAACAGCUUCAACGAGUACAAGCCUUACGAUCCACCGUACCAGCCAUCGCUCCCUUACGACUGCAUGAUCAGCUCGCGGCAGCCUCUCGUCCAGGAGCAGCGGAUUGAUCCCGACUUGGAAGCUCUUCUCAUGGCCAGGAACUUGGAGGGACUAAACCGAGGGAGGCUCGAGGACCGGCUGGUGUUUCCGAGAGGGAACCACAGGAGCCUCUUUGCCGCAAACCGCUUAAAGCUUCUCAGCGACAACAGUAGUGCUCACAACAGGCUAGUUUACGACGAAACCAAUCCUGCUCUUCACCAUCGACUGGAAAGCUGGAGGGUGGCGAAUGGUGGCAGUCGCAGCGUCCAUAGCAGGCUCGGAAGGCCCAGCGUGAAGACCCGGCUCAAGUAUGCUGCUAACCAGAGACUCCACCAGCACCAGUUUCACAACUUCCAGCACCACCACCAACAGCAGCAACAGCGUCACCACGCCCGGAACUCGAGAUACUUGGGAGUGAUGCAGCAGCAGCACUGGCGACACAACAAAGUCGCCAAGAAGCCCAAGCUCGCCGCCGCUGCCGGUGCUGCUCCCAGCAGCACCUCUGCCAGGAACAGCGUCACUUUGAGAGAAUCUCAAUUUGACGGGCCAAAGAGCCUGGCGGAGCUGAAAGCUGCGAAGGACGCUGCUGGAACUUGAGGACACGAAACGAAAAGCUUCUCUUUGGGACGCUCAGUCUGUCCUUAGAGCUUUGUGCCACAA